Molecule: messenger RNA, 1317 nt
Organism: Symbiodinium natans
Lineage: Eukaryota; Dinophyceae; Suessiales; Symbiodiniaceae
Source: the annotation of a GenBank genome assembly
AUGCUGCAGAACGGGAGUAUGCGUGGUUGGGCAUUGGCGCUGCUUUUGGUGAUUGCGUUCCUCCUUCCAUGCAGCGCCUGCUGCGGAAGACGGGUAGCCAAGUACUUUGUCGACCCAAGACGAGGUUUGCACAAGUACAUCUUGCUGACGCUCAUUUGCCUCUUCAUCCCAGGUUCCUAUUUCCACGAUGGCCUGGUGCAGAGCUUCAAGGGCCCCAUCUCUGAUAGCAUGCACUUGAGCAACUCCCAGUUUGCCUCGCUGUUCGUGGUUAGCUCGCUCACAGGGGUUCUUUGCUCUCCGGGCAGCUUGCUGAUCUCUCGUGUGGGGCGGACAAGCAGUGCAAUAGCAGCAAGCUUUAUGGCCGCCAUAGGCUCCAGCGUCACUACAGUCGGAUAUGUAUGGGGAAGUCUGGCGCUGAUGCUGUUGGGCAGACUUCUGUUUUGGUUUGGCCUGAAUGUUUUGCUCAUGGUGCAGACUAUCUUGACUUACGAUCUUUACAAAGGAAGAAACUUGAAUUGUGCGAUGACCACGAUCGUGCUUUCGAUCCGUCUGGGAGGAAGUAUGUCCUAUCCCAUGUCUGGUCCCCUUCUUCGCAGCCUUGGCGUAUUGGAUUCCCUCUGGUUCUCGGUAAUGCUGGUUGUGGCUGCCUUCUUUUCUACGCUACUCUUUGGCUAUUUGUUUCAGUGGACUGCAACUGCCCGAGCUGUUCGCCCCAUGCUAGAGCGGCAUCAGACGCCAUCCAGCAUAGAGCUGGGGUUGGUUCGGAAGGUCCCCAAGCUUGUCUUCGUGUUCUUGUCAGGUAUUGCAGCAAUUUGGGGUGUCGUCUUUCCUUUUGAAGUGAUUGGCAACGACAUGCUCCAGAAAGAGUUCGGAUACUCAGCAGACGACGCUGGCUUCAUCAUUGCCUUGGCUCCCAUGAUUUCAAUCUGCAGCCCGGCUUUGGCGCCAUUCCUCGGAUCCAGAUUGACACAAAAGCUUGUUGCAUUUGGAACGGGAAUGGUGUUUUUGGCUCUGGCAUUCUUUGUCAUUGCUGUGCUGAGAUGGGCCGUUCUUGGCAUUGUGCUCGUGGGCAUGGGGUACGCGGUAUCUGUGUGUGCUUCCUACAGUUCGCUGCCUCUGGUCAUAGCAGCCGUGGCGCCAGCUGAGCUUCAAAAGAAAAUGGAAAGCUUGGCGGUGGGCCUGAACCAAGUCGGUUCGGGGACGAGCAUGAUUGUCUCGAACCUUACCAUCGGCAUCAUCAAGGACCACACCUCUUACAGAUGGGCCUGUGUGUACCUUGCCGCGGUGUCCUGCUGUGGGUUGGCGAGCGCAACUUGA